CCUUCCUAAACCCUCUUCUGUUCUUCUCAUCUUCCCCGCUCUGCUGCUCGUCCGUUGUCCUCCGGCCGGUUGUGAAGCUGAUCCCGAGCCUUCGUUUUCGUCCGCUUGCAUCUCUGCUCUCGGCGACAUCUGAUCUCUUCGACUGCAACUUCUUCCGCCUCUGCAUCUGCUCUGCCGUUACAAUUUGGUUAGGGAUCGAGUUAAGUCGACAGUGAUAUGGCGAGAAGGUACAGCAGUGAAUCGGGUGGCGAUGAUUCCGACGGCGAAAGGAGCAGGCAUAGCCGCCGUCGACAUCGUGAGGAUAAAGAUAGGGAGAGGGAUGGUGACAGGGACUCCAGAUAUGAAAGUAGAGCGAGGCGAGACGAGCAGGAAGAACGGCCAGAACAUAGGUUGAAGGCUGAAUACAGGGAUUCUAGAUAUGAGCGAGAAGAACGGACGGAAGAUAGGGAGAAGGCUGACGGCAGGGACUCUAGAUACGAAAUUAGAGCUAGACGAGAUGAGCGAGAAGAACGGAAGGAAGAUAGGGAGAGUUCUGAAGAAGAUGAUAGAUGGGAAGACAGAAAGAGAGAUAGACGGGAAAGGGAUGGCCGUCGGAGUAGGCAUGAAAAUGGUAGUAGUAGGCGAGGAACCAAGAAAGAUGAGGACGGCAGAGGAGUGGAAGAAGAUGAUGUGUCUGAGGAGGGUGAGGAAUCGCGGGAUAGAAGGAGACACCAUCGAGAUGAUAAUGGGCGUGAUCGGCGGGAUAGGGAUAGAGAGAGAUAUAGAGAUAGCCAUUCCCGACGGAAUCGACACGAUGAGGAUGAUAGGGAUGCAAAUAGGAGAUCGGACCGAAGCAGGACUGCUCAUGGUGGAUAUGACAGGGAGCGGUAUGAUGGUGGUGAUGUGAAACACAGGAAGGACAGAAAGGAAGAUGAACGGAAGGAGACUCGUAGGGAAAAGGAGAAGGGAGAUGGAGAUCGUAAAGAGCCUGAAAGUCUAAAGUCAGCUGGACAAUCAACAGGGCCAGGAAACAAUACAAAUCCUGAUGCCUCGAGUUUGGGCAGAAGUGGAGGAGUUUAUAUUCCCCCAUUUAAGUUAGCUCGGAUGAUGAAAGAGGUUCAAGACAAGAGUAGCAUGGAGUACCAACGGUUGACAUGGGAUGCUCUUCGCAAGAGUAUAAAUGGUCUUGUUAACAAGGUCAAUGCAACCAAUAUAAAAAAUAUCAUUCAGGAGCUCUUUGCUGAGAAUUUGAUCCGUGGAAGAGGUCUGUUUUGCCGGUCUUGUAUGAAGUCUCAAAUGGCUUCUCCUGGAUUUACUGAUGUUUUUGCUGCACUGGUUGCUGUCGUGAACACAAAGUUUCCUGAGGUGGGUGAGCUUUUGUUGAGAAGGAUUGUUUUGCAGCUCAAGAGAGCAUAUAAACGGAACGACAAGCCUCAAUUGCUUGCCGCUGUUAAGUUCAUAGCCCAUCUGGUAAAUCAACAAGUGGCUCAUGAAAUCAUCGCAUUAGAGCUGUUAACAGUUCUGCUCGAGAAGCCAACUGACGAUAGCGUAGAAGUGGCGGUUGGAUUUGUGACUGAAUGUGGAUCAAUGCUUCAAGAUGUUUCACCAAAAGGCUUACAUGGUAUAUUUGAACGAUUUCGUGGAAUCCUACAUGAGGGUGAAAUAGACAAGAGAGUGCAAUUUUUGAUUGAAGGUCUCUUUGCAAUAAGGAAGGCUAAGUUUCAGGGGUACCCGGCUGUUCGUCCGGAGUUGGAUCUUGUCGAGCCAGAAGACCAGUGGACGCAUGAGAUAUCACUGGAGGAUCCAGUUGACCCUGAGAUUGCUCUUGAUAUUUUCAAGCCUGAUCCUCAGUUUCUGGAGAACGAGAAGCGUUAUGAGGAAAUAAAGAAAAGCAUACUGGGUGACGAGUCGGAGGAAGAAGAUGAGUCCGAUGCAGGGUCAGAUGAUGAAUCUGAUGAGGAAUCUGAUGAAGAAGAUGAGGAGGAGAUGAAAAUUAGGGAUGAGACUGAAACUAAUCUUAUAAAUCUCCGGAGGACAAUCUAUCUCACUAUUAUGUCAAGUGUGGAUUUUGAGGAAGCUGGGCAUAAGCUGCUGAAAAUUAAGCUAGAGCCAGGGCAAGAGAUGGAGCUGUGCAUUAUGCUUUUAGAGUGCUGCAGUCAGGAGAGAACUUACCUCCGCUACUAUGGUCUGUUGGGCCAGCGUUUCUGCAUGAUCAACAAAGUCCAUCAGGAGAACUUCGAGAAGUGCUUUGUCCAGCAAUAUUCUAUGAUCCAUCGGCUUGAGACCAAUAAGUUGAGAAACGUGGCAAAGUUCUUUGCUCAUUUGCUUGGAACUGAUGCUCUGCCAUGGCAUGUUUUGGCUUAUAUCCGAUUGACUGAAGAGGACACCACUUCCUCCUCACGUAUAUUCAUCAAAAUUCUGUUCCAGGAGCUGUCGGAGCAUCUGGGGAUCCGCUUGCUAAAUGAACGUCUCAACGAUCCGACUAUGCAGGAUUCGUUCGAGUCCAUCUUCCCGAAGGACAACCCCAAGAACACGAGAUUUUCCAUCAACUUCUUCACCUCCAUCGGUCUUGGUGGCAUCACUGAGAACCUGAGGGAGUACUUAAAGAACAUGCCGCGCCUCAUCAUGCAGCAGCAGCAGGCAGCACCAUCAGGCUCAGAGUCGGAAGAUGAAUCUGGAAGCUCCGACACGUCAAGCUCGGAAGAAGACUCUGAAUCCGACUCGGGUUCCUCUAGCUCCGAUGGAAGUGAAAGGGACAGGAGAAGACGCAGCAAGCGGAGGAGAAGAGAUUAGUACCGAAGAGGAAUACGAAUCUCAAAUAGUUGUUCUGCCUAGUAUUUUGACUGUGAAGCAGACCUUCCGUCAAUAGCAGCAUCUGCAACAUCAGCAAUUUCCCCGUUUGCUUUCACUGAUAUUUUUCGGUUGUUGUGUCAUCAGGUUACGGUGUACCAUUAUUGCCCGUUUUAUCAGUGACUUGUAUUCCGCUAGUUCGUGGCGAUAUUCUACGGAUUCGCAAAUCGAGACUCAUACUAAUAUUUGAUGAAUGAUGUAAGUUAAUAUCAUCAAAUUGGAUGCCCAAAUACAAAUAAAGAUCAGCAAAGGAGAACCUUUCAUGCCAA
Messenger RNA from Punica granatum (pomegranate), 3098 nucleotides. The record is from RefSeq and is a predicted model, not a curated record. Lineage: Eukaryota; Viridiplantae; Streptophyta; Magnoliopsida; Myrtales; Lythraceae.